UCCCCCCCCUAAAGGUUCCCCCCUGACACCCCGAGGUCGUUCCAGAUAAGCCCCCCUCUCUGAGUCUGGCGCCUGCACCGUUCGGACGCUCCCCCUCCAGAAGCCCUGCAGCAACCAGUACAACCAGUACAACCAGUACAGCACCAGCACCGACCAGCGUUCACUGCGGCUCUUGGACGAUCAGCGUUGUGUUUAUGUCUUUGUUUUGCGAAAACGAGCUGUUGCGCAGCCGUUGGAACCUGUGUGGUGGAAAUCUAGCCUUCAAGCAAGGAGCUUGCGGCCACAGCGGCACAGCGUUUUUCAUGUCAGAGACAGAGCGCGCUUGCAGUCGUUUAUGUCAUCCCCUCUUUUCCAGACAGAAGAUCCCGAAAAAUCCCCAACCAAGAUCCUUUUAUCUUACUGAUAGUGCUAACAGCCAGCCAAAAUGUCUGUCAACGUCAACCGCAGCGUGUUGGACCAGUUCUAUCGCUACAAGAUGCCCCGUCUGAUUGCCAAGGUUGAAGGCAAAGGGAAUGGAAUCAAGACGGUCAUUGUCAACAUGGUUGAUGUUGCAAAGGCGCUGAACAGGCCUCCAACAUACCCGACCAAGUUUUUUGGUUGUGAACUCGGUGCUCAGACCCAGUUUGAUGGCAAAAACGACCGUUACAUCGUCAAUGGAUCCCAUGAGGCGAACAAGUUGCAGGACAUGCUUGAUGGGUUCAUCAAAAAAUUUGUGCUGUGUCCCGAGUGUGACAACCCUGAAACUGAUCUGCAUGUCAAUCCCAAGAAACAAACCAUUGGUAAUUCCUGUAAGGCCUGUGGAUACCGCGGCAUGCUAGACACCAGACACAAACUCUGCACGUUCAUCCUCAAAAACCCACCAGAGGCCACUGAAGGUGGAUCCGCAUCUGUAAAGAAAGAAAAGGAGAAGAAGAACCGCAAGAAGGACAAGGAGAACGGCUCCGGCAGCGGAGAGGGUGGAAGCCAAGAAAACUUUGACGCUCCCGAUGCUGUGGACCGAGACGACGACGAUGAGGACUGGGCGGAGGAGACUACGGAGGAGGCGCAGAGGAGGAGGAUGGAGGAGAUCAGCGACCACGCCAAGAACCUCACGCUCAGCGAGGACCUGGAGAAACCCCUGGAGGAGAGGGUCAACCUGUUCUACAACUUUGUGAAACAUAAGAAGGAGAGCGGAACCAUCGACGGAGCCGAUAAGGAUAUCUUGGCGGAGGCAGAGCGUCUGGAUGUGAAGGCCAUGGGCCCCCUCAUCCUCAGCGAGCUGCUCUUCAACGAGAACAUCCGCGACCAGGUCAAGAAGUACAAACGCCACUUCCUGCGGUUCUGCCACAACAACAAGAAGGCCCAGAAGUAUCUGUUGGGAGGUUUCGAGUGUGUGGUGAAGCUGUAUCAGGUCCAGCUGCUGGCUCGCGUCCCCAUCAUCCUCAAAGACCUGUACGACGCAGACCUGCUGGAUGAAGACGUCAUAUUCGCCUGGGCAGAGAAGGUUUCUAAGAAGUACGUCUCUAAGGAACUCGCCAAAGAGAUCCACGCUAAGGCUGCUCCGUUUGUCAAAUGGCUGAAGGAGGCGGAGGAGGAGAGCGGGGGCAGCGAGGAGGAGGAGGUGGAGGAAGAUGAUGAGAACGUGGAGGUGGUGUACUCGCCCUCCGCCCGCGAGCUCAGAGUUGAGACUGUGAAACCGGACACGCCUGAAAAAGAAGAGGACGACAUCGAUAUCGAUGCGAUCUGAGAGACUGAUGAUGAUGAUGAUGAUGAUGAUGAUGACGACGAUGAUGAAGCUUUUCUUGUGUUGUGGCUUUGACUCUGGAUGCCCUGAACCACCUAACUGGCUGGCCUCUCCCUCCUUUACUCCCUCCCCCUCUCCCCUCCACCCUCCUCUGCUUUGUGGCAUGACUUAACAUAGUGCUUUACUUGCUGCACAUUAACUCUGUAGUUUUGAGAUGUAUUAAGUUGAUGAAACGAAGUCGCUUUGGGGAUUUUAAUCAUGGGUGUUUUGGGGGAUCAUUUUGACUGCACAUGUUUCUUCUUUUUUUUUGGUCCCUGUAUUUUUCCAGUCAAUAAAGAAUGAAUGUUUUGCUAUCCA
Messenger RNA from Anoplopoma fimbria (sablefish), 2080 nucleotides. It is a transcript of the gene eif5, whose product is annotated as eukaryotic translation initiation factor 5. Gene Ontology annotation, molecular function: translation initiation factor activity; GDP-dissociation inhibitor activity; eukaryotic initiation factor eIF2 binding. Lineage: Eukaryota; Metazoa; Chordata; Actinopteri; Perciformes; Anoplopomatidae. The record is from RefSeq and is a predicted model, not a curated record. Gene Ontology annotation, cellular component: cytosol. Gene Ontology annotation, biological process: translational initiation; formation of cytoplasmic translation initiation complex; formation of translation preinitiation complex. The transcript has 11 exons. Bases 425 to 1726 code for a protein of 433 amino acids.